GUAAUUACCGAUAUUGCAAAUUUUCUUUCUUCCACAUUCCGAGAAGAAAAUUCUAAUGAUCCAAGAAGUUUAAAAAGAAAGUUUGACUUGGAUUGUAUGCAAGCUGAAGUUGCAAAAUUUGGACAAAACGACGUCCCACCUUCGUCUUAUCCCCCUAUUAUGUCAUAUCAUCCUAACUAUCACAGAGAAGGGAUGCAUCCGUCUCGAUCAAUGUCGACUCCACAACCUAUGGUCGGGGUUGAAUCUUCUUCCUCCUAUCAUCCUUCGCAAAUAUCGGAUGCUGAUUACCGUCCAUCAUCAAUCUCAGAACUUCACAGAUCUUCCGCUAAAAUUUAUUCUCAUAGCCCUUUGUCUAUUUUACCGGAAAUUCCUUUUUCUCAUAGUUUGCGACCUAGCACCAGUUAUAUUCGGCAUCGUUCCCUUGAACCAGUAACAAAUACAAAUCUUAGUAGAACUAUGUCUACGGAUGCUUAUAGACCUUCAAAACCUCCCUCAAAUUCGCAUCAUCCACAAUCCUCUCAAUAUGUUCAUCAUACUCCACAUCGUUCAUCAACACUUCCGAUUCUUACACAAUCUGGGAGCUCAUCGAAUCGACGGGCGUCACAUCCAAAUACUUCUUUAAGUUUUGGUUCUGAUAGUAAUCUAUUGAAUCCACCUGAAAACAAUCGAUAUGAAAAAGAUGAUGACACUUCAACUUCAAAAUCACAAAAGCCUUCUUCAUCUCCAUCAUCAACCUCCUAUGCUAAAUCUGAAAAUCCAAUUGUUGGUAAUUCCACAACAGCUCGACAGAGAUCACCUCCAUUACCUGAUCCCCCAGAUAAUGAUGUGGAAUAUAAUAAACGUUGUAAGAGAAAUUAG
Messenger RNA from Scutellospora calospora, 858 nucleotides. The record is from the annotation of a GenBank genome assembly. NCBI's taxonomy places the organism in Eukaryota, Fungi, Glomeromycota, Glomeromycetes, Diversisporales, Gigasporaceae.